Messenger RNA from Meloidogyne enterolobii, 308 nucleotides. The record is from the annotation of a GenBank genome assembly. NCBI's taxonomy places the organism in Eukaryota, Metazoa, Nematoda, Chromadorea, Rhabditida, Meloidogynidae.
UUUUAAAUUUAUUUAUUAAAAAAAUUAUUUUUAAAAAUAUGAAAAAUUUAAUUAUUAUUUUAAUAUUAAUUUCUGUAUUUUUUGAAAUUAGUUUUGGGCAAGGGGGAAGUGUGCCCCAGCUUUGUUUCCAAAAUAGUCAAAUUGGGACUUUUUGUGGAAAUAACCGUAGAUCUGUAACUCGUUGGCAUUUUGUAGCUAGGGAGAAUGCUUGCAGGUCAUUCAAUUUUAAUGGAUGUAAUGGAAAUUGUAAUAAUUUUUUGAGUCAACAAACUUGUGAAUUUGCUUGUAAGGUGAAGAAAUUAAUUUAA